Molecule: messenger RNA, 622 nt
Organism: Staurois parvus
Lineage: Eukaryota; Metazoa; Chordata; Amphibia; Anura; Ranidae
Source: the annotation of a GenBank genome assembly
AUGCGCCCCUGUACCGCCUCCUCAUGCUGCUGCCAGGUCCAGAGUGUUUCAUGGGCCCCCGUACCAACUCCUCAUGCUGCUGCCAGGCCCGUAAUCUGUCAUGGGCCCCUGUACCGCCUCUUUCAUGCUGCUGCCAGGUCCAGAGUGUGUCAUGGGUCCCCGGCCUCCCAUUGCUGCUGCCAGGCCCCUAAUCUGCCAUGGGCCCCCGUACCAACUCCUCAUGCUGCUGCCAGGCCCGUAAUCUGUCAUGGGCCCCUGUACCGCCUCCUCAUGCUGCUGCCAGGUCCAGAUUGUGUCAUGGGUCCCUGUACCGCCUCCCAUUGCUGCUGUCUCCAUCGCCACACUCUGCCAUGUGCCACUUUCAGGUCUCCUCACACUGCUGGUGGGUUCCAUUUUUGUCAUAGGGUGCUGUAUGGCCUCCCAUUGCUGCUGCCUCCACCGCCACACUGUGGCUCCACACUCUGGUUUUGGCCCCGUGACUGCCCAAAUGAGUGAAGUGUGCGGUGAUUCUAAGAUCGACGGCACUCAUCUGCAUGUCAUACUGACUGACAGUAUUAUUUCUCUUCCCCAGCAGACUCCAAGGGCAUUUAAAUUAAAGGUACAGUGUUCUGCACUAAUAUAA